GGCUCACCAUCUCAUCUGUAUCGAGUGCUCAUAAAGUGUUCAUCAGCUUGGUCUACUGAUGGGUUUUCCUGCCGAAAUCCGCUCAGAACGGAGGUGCUUGCCUUUAUUUUCCCGCACAUGAAAGGCGAUAUAAAUGGCUUGGCAUCCGGAGAGCUACUUCUGCAGUAUACGGCUCGUCUGAGGGACGUCGAACUGAUCUCGGGCAUUGAAUUCGAUCUACCGAUGGUUCCUCCUAUGCACAUGAUGCAUUUGAAAUUGCAUGUUGCCACUCAGCUGUGGUAG
Messenger RNA from Ostertagia ostertagi, 282 nucleotides. NCBI's taxonomy places the organism in Eukaryota, Metazoa, Nematoda, Chromadorea, Rhabditida, Trichostrongylidae. The record is from the annotation of a GenBank genome assembly.